AUGGCAGCCGUCGACGACACCAUUCCCAUCACCAGCAAGGCUCUCGUCGCCCGUGGGCCCUUCUCUCAGGGCAAAUGGUCCAUCGAGGACGUAACACUCCGCGCGCUCAAGCCAGACGAGGUCGUUGUCGAGAUCGUCGCCUCAGGCAUCUGCCAUACCGACCUGCACUGCGGCAACACGCCAGAUGACCAGGGCGUGCCCGCCGUCUAUUACCCGCGUGUCCUGGGACAUGAAGGCUCCGGCUACGUGCGCCGCGUGGGCAGUGCCGUGACGGGCGUUGCGCCGGGCGACCCCGUCCUCCUCUCGUUCUCUUACUGCGGCUCGUGCCACGUCUGCCGCACCGGCCCGCCGUCGCACUGCAAGACCUUCUUCGACAUAAAUUUCAUGGGCGAGCCCGUCUUCUCCCAGCCCAAUGAAGGAGGAAAGCCGACCAUCGGCGGUCGCUUCUUCGGCCAGUCCAGCUUUGCCAAACACACCAUUGUCAGCGACAAGUGCAUUGUCAACGUUGCAGGGCUAGGCCUUGACCGCGACGACCUGAAGCUGCUGGCGCCGUUGGGAUGCGGUCUGCAGACGGGCAGCGGCACCGUCGUGAAUGUCCUCAAAGCCGGCGUGGAGGAUGAGAUUGCCGUGGUGGGCAUGGGCGGUGUGGGUUUGGCGGCCGUCAUGGCGGCGAAGAAUCAAGGCUGCAAGUCCAUCAUCGGCAUCGACCGCGUGCAAUCGCGCCUGGACCUAGCCAAAUCCCUCGGCGCUACUCACGUCAUCAACACCAGCACACUGCCGGCAUCUUCCUCGGAUGAUGAACUGGUCGCCGCUGUCCUCGCCGCAACUACCGACAACCUCGGCGCCACCGUCUCCAUCGACACUAGCGCGCACCCGCCGCUCGUCGCGGCCCAAAUCGCCUUCACGCGCUACAUGGGCCGCGUCGUGCAGGUCGGCACCGGCAUGCCCGACGCACACCUGUCGCUCCACAUGCAGAGCUUCAUGGUCAGCGGCAAGCAGUACUUCGGCGCCGUGCAGGGCCACAGCCGCCCACGCGACUACAUCCCCCGCAUGAUCGCCUGGUGGCGGGAUGGCGUUUUUCCGGUGGAGAAGCUGGUGCAGUUCUUUGAUGUUGCUGAUUUCAAGAGUGCUGUCGAUGUCAUGGGGAAUGGGAGCGUGGUGAAGCCUAUUAUCGUGUGGUGA
Messenger RNA from Diplodia corticola, 1182 nucleotides. Its product is annotated as alcohol dehydrogenase. Lineage: Eukaryota; Fungi; Ascomycota; Dothideomycetes; Botryosphaeriales; Botryosphaeriaceae. Gene Ontology annotation, molecular function: zinc ion binding; oxidoreductase activity. The transcript is spliced from 3 exons. The coding region runs from base 1 to 1182 and encodes 393 amino acids. The record is from RefSeq and is a predicted model, not a curated record.